Cuscuta campestris is the source of this 1970-nucleotide messenger RNA. The record is from the annotation of a GenBank genome assembly. Lineage: Eukaryota; Viridiplantae; Streptophyta; Magnoliopsida; Solanales; Convolvulaceae.
AUACAGAGUUUUUUUUGAAGUAUCUAUACAAAAAAGAACACUAUUACAAACUUUAGGCGUAGUAUUAUAUACCUCCAAUAUAUGCUAUUUUAUAAAUAAUUUGGAGGAUAAAAUCUCAAAUGUAUGCUCUGAUUGGAAAGCUAAAAAAUAGAAUAAUUUAUAUUUUAGCUUCCUCACUCUCUAUAAUUGAAAGGCCCUACACAUCUUCUAUUUCUCUCAUUUCUGUCCAUCAUAUGUCUUCAACAUCAUCUAUUGAUACACACAAAGAAAUCAUCUGCCUUCACCAAAACUACUCCUUCAAUCAUCCUCUAGUCCUUUGUUCCUUCAAUAUCAAGAUAAGGUGUAUUCCUACUGCUCCUUCAAUAGAUGCAUACAUUGGAGGAAGAAACAAAGGACAAAGGGUGUAUUCCUACUUCUCCUCAAGUCACUUUUGGCACCUCAGUAACAUGAAUAGCCAAUAUAAGAUAGACAAUAUGUCAUUGACAUUUCUACUAUAAAAUUAUGAUAUUAAUUGAAUCUAUCAUGACUGGCAAAAAGUGAUUCAACAUCAAUAAUAUCUCAUAAUAAAACAUAACAUUAUGUCAAUGCCUCAAAGACUCCCACCUACCGCAGAGUAAAGGGGGCCGGAUGUAAUAUGUUUAAAAGAUAAAACUACAAUUUCCAAAUGACCGAUGAUAAGCAUUGAAAAUCACUUAGUAUAUUAUAAUCGCGUUGAAAAUUGCAUCAAUUCUAAAGCAUGAAUAACAGAUCCAACAAAAUGUUAAACUCUUGAAAUUGGAGUUGUAUACAAAUUUAACUUUUGCACUAUAAAGUUAUGAACUAAUUGAUACAAAGUAGAUUUUAUUCAAUAUCUUGUUAAUUCACAUAGCAUAAAUUAUGUUUAAUACAAAACAGAAAACUGUCCUUCAGGAAAGAAAAAAAUGCUGCUUGACAGGUUAAGGAAUACCUUACCCCACACCUUGGUGAAUAACUUUGCAUUGCUUAUAACUUUUUUUAGCAUCUUUGCUUAUACUUUUUUUAAAAAAUGUAUAAAAAAAGGUGCUAAAUUGGCUAAAGUAAACCCAAAUUAAAAAUUAGAUUUAAAAAAAUGGAGUGAGUUACAAACUGCACAGUGCUAUUUCACAGCAUCUUGAAAGUGGUCAACCGGUUAGAUUCAAAUCAGAAAAAAUAAAUAAUUUUGAAGAUGUUUUUGCUCCAAAUCAGAAAAUAAAAAUAAUUUUGGACCUCACAUGUUGAGGAGAUGAAGAGGUGAAAGGAAAAAGUACCUUUUUUUUUCUCGCAAGUCCAAUUGUCCUUACUGUAUUGCUACCAUGAGCAGCAACAUCCCACCUACGAAAGGUGUUUUUGAUUUGUCUCUAGUUGAACGCAAAAACAGCCACCAUGGAGACCACAGAAGUAACAAAUCAUAUUUUGCCAAAAAUCUCUACACGUUCAAACUAAAAAAGUGAACAAAUUUAAGACGGUGCAAACAACAUUACUCGUAUCUCAGCAUAUGAAGAUGCAUAAACACUCCUAAAGGAUAACAUUUUGCUAAAAUUCAGAGAAACAACUUUACUUUCUCUUCAACCUUCUCAUCGCACAACACGAGGGGUUUUUCUUAAGUUGAUAUUUGGAAUUUGGAGAUGUUUUUUCUUUUUUAAAAAUUGAUAAAAUUGCAAGUAUUAAAGAAUCAAAGGCCAAUCACACAACAAACACAUAAAUACUGACCUCAUAAAAAUUCAUUUCCUAGCAGCAUUUAAUCAACUUUGCUAAUGAUAUAUUGUAAAACUAUUGUUUGAACAUUCGAUACAAUAGAAAGAAAAAAACAGGUACUUACAAGCCAUUUUCGAUGAUACUUUUAUGUAGGAAGAGAGUUGACAUAGUUGUGCUGUUUAUAAGUUUCGUGAAGUCCAAGAGCUUGUCAUAAAAAAAAGUUGCUGUAUUUGCUGCAAGUAAACAGAAAUUUAAAAAAAUAAAGUAGAUAAUCAUGG